UGUAGCAGCAAGCAAACACAGGGACGACGAUCCAAGCUCCAGAAAUGAGGACCUCCAUCCAUGGCUGCUCUCUUCGUCAGCCAAGCAUGAGCGCCGGCCGACGGCAGCCCUCCUCCGUCUCCGCGAGCGCCACUCGUCUCCCUCGGCAGAUCAUAUCGGCUGCAAAGGAGCUUCACCAACAGCUUGCUUUGAGAAUUGGGGAUGCAUCAUCAAACGCUCUCAAUUAUGCGUCGCAAAGGUUGCUGGAUGCAUUUGUGGGCAUCGUCUUCACAUUAAGUCGCCAACCUUUACGUCCCACCGAGGGUAAUUUUGCACCCGUCGAAGAGAUCGGCGACAUGCGAGAGAUAUUUGAUAUCGCAGGAGAGAUUCCAGCAGAUUUUCCAGAGGGUGUUUAUAUAAGAAAUGGUAAAGCUUCUAUGCUCCUACCGUCUUACCAACUGAGAGAUCACAAAAUGCAUGCAUGGAGCAGAAUCAAAAUGCAUGCAUGCAGGUUCAAACCCUCUCUUUGGAGCCCUCCACUCGUCAAGCUCUAUCUUUGGCAAGUCCCACGACAUUUGGGUCGAAGGAGAAGGCAUGCUCCACGCCGUGUACUUCACCAAGAGCAACAACAACACAUGGUCAAUCAAGUACACCAACCGCUACGUGCAGUCCGAUACAUUUAGGGUUGAGAAAGGACUGAAGAAACCAUGCUUCCUCCCUGCCACUGACGGUGACCCUCUUGCGAUGCUCAUAGCGGGUACCCUUAAUACUCUGAGGUUCGGAAAGGCUUUCAAGAACAUGAGCAACACCAGCGUGUUUGAGCAUGCUGGGAGAGUCUUCUCAGCAGCAGAAAAUGAUAACCCCCAUGAGAUUGACUUGUAUAGUCUUGGCACACUGGGUAGCUGGAAUGUUGAUGGAGGAUGGAAGAUGCCAUUCACUGCGCACCCCAAGGUAAUCUCUGGAACAGGAGAGUUGGUUAUCUUCGGGUUCAACGUGGAUGCGCCUUUUCUAACGGUUGGAGUUGUCUCAGCCGACGGGAAGAAACUACAGCAGAAGGUUGCUCUCGAGUUAGAUAGAUGCACAUAUUGUCACGAAAUAGGAGUCACUACAAUGUACAACAUUAUCUUAGAUGCUCCACUUACAAUCAACAAGGAAAGGAUGCUAAAAGGUGCUCCGUUGAUUGAAUUUGAAAAGGAUAGCUAUGCAAGAAUAGGUGUUAUGCCCCGUUAUGGCGAUGCAAACUCGAUAACAUGGUUUUACGUACAAUCAUUCUGCACGAUCCAUCUUGUCAACUACUUUGAAGAAGAUGAUGAGGUCGUUGUGAGAGGAUUUCAUGUGCCAGGUUCUAUCAUUUUGGGGCCAAGGAUAAACUCCAAUCAAGGACUAACCGAGGAAUGUUUUUCUCGCUUGUAUGAGUGGAGACUAAACUUGAAAACAAGGACAGCUAUAGGCAAAUACUUAACUGGAAAAGAGGUUGCCCUGGAAUUCCCAGUAAUCAAUGACAAGUAUGUUGGCUUGCCUCACAAGUAUGCAUAUGCACAAGUGGCAGAUUCUCCGGCAAAUUUGGCAGGUGGUCCCGGAAUAGUACGACCAAAAUUCGGAGGUUUUGCAAAAAUUUGUCUUGAUGAGAAAGAGGACGCAACCACCAAGAACAAAGGCAGAGAAGACCUCAUAAAAGUGAAGUAUCAUCACCUUGACAGAAAUCAAUUCUGCUCUGGAGCAACUUUUGUGCCAAAGGUCAAUGGUACAAACGAAGACGAUGGCUGGAUAGUUUCGUUUGUGCAUGAUGAGGGGACAAAUAAAUCUAAAGUGCACAUCAUCAACGCACAAACAUUUGAGUAUGAGCCUAUUGCCAAGAUAACACUGCCGCAAAGAGUGCCAUAUGGUUUUCAUGGAGCAUUUAUAUCAAAAAGUACAUGACAAAGGACAUGAUUUUCCUAUAAGCCAUGCAUCCACCACUUAAUGCAUAAUAUAUUCAUAUAUAAAGUUUACCAUUUAUUAUGACUGUGACUUUAUGGCAACCCUAUGGUUUUCAUAGAAGACUUGUAUCAAAAGGUGCAUAACAAAGUGACAGUUUUACCUAUAAGCAUCUAUAUCAGUAAACUCUGACAGACCCCUCGAUAGAGUGUUGCGACUAGCUGGAAGAAAUAGAGAGGUAACAGAGGAUCGAUUCACAUAGGUUUGGGACCUCAUGGUGGAGGUAAAACCCUAAUCAUGCUGGUAUUAUACUGUGAUGAUGGGGGUGUACAAGGUGCAAGGAUGUAUCGAGCGAUAGAUUGUAAGAUGUUUUGGACUAGUCCUCCCCUUGCUUAUAAAGGGUGUCGGGGGUCUAUGGUUUAUAGGAAUCCUAGCCGACCUAAGCAACAUGGAGAAUCCAUAUGCCAGCCUACCCAUAUGAGCACCUCCGAGAGACUGAGCUGGCACAUCAUCUUGAGAUUGACGAAGUCACCAUAGAUGCAUUCGUAGUCGACAGGAGUUUCUCCUCCCAUUGAAUACACAUGGCCGGAAGGCCUGAAAUAAAUUCAGAAAAAUGUAAGCACCAGUCUCAAGUUUAGGACUUGAACCCUGGUGGGUUGAGGAUGCCAAUGUCCUCCUAACCAUCUAACCACAGGUCAAGCCGGCACUGUAGAGGAGUGGCGGCAGCGGCGCGACGGUGACUCGUUCUGACGGCAAUAAUGGUCGUUCGAUGGUCUUGAAAUCUCAAUGUAAUAAUUUUUAUUAUGUUUGAGAUGCUUUGUACUUCCAAUGAACUUC
Molecule: messenger RNA, 2733 nt
Organism: Triticum urartu
Lineage: Eukaryota; Viridiplantae; Streptophyta; Magnoliopsida; Poales; Poaceae
Source: RefSeq, a predicted model, not a curated record